AUGCUCAAGUCGACCUAUACUCCUCCGGCCCCUUUGCCCCCGGGGUGGUCAGAGCAUCGCGCUCCUUCAGGUCACUUGUACUAUUAUAAUUCCACCACAAAGCAGUCGACAUAUACUCGCCCACAAGUGCAGGUUCCUCAGCCUCCUGUGGCCGCGUCAGAUUUGUCUCAGCCUGCAUUGUCCUUUACGCCCGAGACCCUGCCACCUUUUUCUUCAACGCCGUACGGGCCCGUAGGCUUCGAUCCCACACAAUUUGGAGCACCGCAGCGUGGCCGUGGUCGCGGAGGGUUUCGUGGCGGAAAGGGUUACCAUGACCGAGGGCGACGGGGCCCCGAAGACAGACCGAAGUCGAAACACCCCAUUCCGGACUGUGCGCCAUGGCUGCUGGUAAAAACCAGGUUUGGCAGGCGGUUUGUUCAUAACCCGGAAACCAAUGAGAGCUUUUGGAAGAUUCCGCAGGAGGUGCUGAAGGGGGUGGUUGAAUUUGACCAUCUGGAGCGCGAGAAGCAAGAAAGAAAAGAACGAGGCGAGGAGUCCGGAGAACCAGCCCCAACUACUGAACAAAUGACAACUGCUCCGCAAAAGGAGGAGAUUGCCCCUGCGAAACCUCAUGCCGCUGUUGAGGGCGCCGAGGGCGCUUACGAUAGCGACGAAUACGAGGAGGUUGAGGUGACGGACAGUGAAGGAGAAGGCAACCAACCAUCAAAGCGUGCCCGGACGGAGAGCGAAGGUGCCCAGGACCAGCCGGUAGAGUUCACCGAGGCGGACCUUGAAUACCAAUUGGCUGCCAUGGGUGAAGAAUAUGGAUUGGACCCAGAAGAAUAUGGCGAGCCAGGGGAAGAUUGGGAAGAAGGCGCAGAGGGCCUUGCACUGACCGACGCUGAUGCGGAAGCGCUCUUCCGGGAUCUACUCGACGACUAUAACAUUAAUCCAUUCACACCAUGGGAAAGCAUCAUUGAAGAAGGCCGCAUAUUCGAUGAUAGCAGAUACACCGCGCCUCAAAACAUGAAAGCACGGCGCGAGAUCUUCUCCAAUUGGAGUCGGGACCGAAUCCAAGAAGUCAAAGAACGCAAGGAGAAGCAAGAGAAACAGGACCCACGCAUCAAGUAUCUGGCUUUCCUGCAAGAAUACGCCACGCCCAAGCUGUACUGGCCCGAGUUCAAGCGCAAGUACAGAAAGGAGCCGGAGAUGAAGGACUCCCAGCUCUCCGAUAAGGACCGCGAGAAGUUCUACCGCGACUACAUUUCACGGCUCAAGCAACCCGAAAGUAACCGCAAGUCGGACCUUUCAGCUCUCCUCAAAUCCGUCCCACUUCAUGCCUUGAAUCGAUCAUCCAACCUGGAGGCCCUGCCGAUCUCAAUCGUCACCGACAUUCGUUACGUCGCCCUUGCGCCGACAGUGCGCAACCCAUUAAUCGAAGCCUUCAUAUCCACUCUCCCUCCCGCACCCGAAGAACAGUUGACUGCGGAGCAGCAAGCGGAGCUCGAUCGGAGACGAGUCGAACGCGAGAAGCGUGAGAAGGCUCUGGCGGACCGAGAGAGGCGGGUGGACGAAGAGAAACGGCGUCAGCGUGGUGAUCUGCUUCGGGGCAAGCACCUCUUGCGAGAAGGCGAGGCCGAAAUCGAAGAGGCGAUGCGAGUCGGCAAAGACGGACUCCGGAGCUACAUGGAGAUCGACGAGGUGGCCGGCGACGGACAAGAGCCGUGA
Penicillium lagena is the source of this 1707-nucleotide messenger RNA. RefSeq lists its product as uncharacterized. The coding region runs from base 1 to 1707 and encodes 568 amino acids. NCBI's taxonomy places the organism in Eukaryota, Fungi, Ascomycota, Eurotiomycetes, Eurotiales, Aspergillaceae. Gene Ontology annotation, cellular component: nucleus. Gene Ontology annotation, molecular function: transcription coregulator activity; RNA polymerase binding. The record is from RefSeq and is a predicted model, not a curated record. The transcript is spliced from 2 exons.